This is a messenger RNA of Paramecium sonneborni, 1683 nucleotides long. NCBI's taxonomy places the organism in Eukaryota, Ciliophora, Oligohymenophorea, Peniculida, Parameciidae. The record is from the annotation of a GenBank genome assembly.
AUGAUAAAAUACGUGCAAGAUAAUUUGUAGUUGACACUCUAAGAAAAAUAGAUGCUUUACAAAAACGGUUAAAUUAUUUUUGAUAAGGUUAAGCAGGAUGGAGGAUUUAUUAAAGUAUUAAUUUAAUUUAAAUAGGUUUAUUGUUAAAAAAAGUUACCAUAAUAUUUAAUUGAUGAUGAUUGGAUAGACAUGUAUAAAAGGAAAAUAAUUUCAUAUGAAUUUGGUUAAAUUGUUAAUGCUCUAUUAAUUUAGAGACCUCAUUAUUGUACUGAUACUGAAGUGUUAGAAAUUUGGAAUUAAGAUUCUUUAGCUUGGCGUACCUUAUAAGUCUAUUUAAUCAGUAUACCAAAUGAAGUUACUGAAAUCUUAACUUUAAAUUUCACUCUUUAAUAGAUAAGUUAAAGUCAUGGUGAAAAGUAAAUAUAAGUUGAAAAUUAAAUUGAUGAGAGUACUAAAAUAAUUUAGGAAAUGUAAGUGUCUUAAUUCAUAUAAUAAAUUGAAAAAGAUUAAACUAAAAAUUAAGCAUCAUAUUUUGGAAUUAUAAAUCUUCAUAAAAAAGCUAAAGAAAUAAAGCAUAUUAAAAAUUUUCUGCCCAAAUCAAUCAAACCUUAGGGCAAUUAUGAUGCAUUGAGUUAUUUGAGAAAUGAUAUUUCUACCAUUAAUGUACCAUAAUUAGAAAUUUAAUAUCACAGCAAUUGGAGAAGUCCAUCAAAAGAUUAAAUUUGUUUCACUUAAAUUAUUUUAAAUCUUGGUCCAGAUGCAUGCAUUUGGAUUACAAUAGAUAAAGAUAAUCUAACAGAACUUUAACAAAAAAUCUUAUAGAUUGAAAAUAUUAAUGUAUUUAUCGAAGAUAAGAUUUGGUUCAAAGAUCCAAGCUAUUUCUUAUUGAAUAAUAUACCUUUUAGAUAUUUUGUAUAAAAUAAAGGAGAUUUAGUUAUUCUUAGUCCUGGAACCUAUAGUUGGUAAAAAACUGAAGGUCUUAAUAUAUCUUGUUCUUGGAAUUAAGUUACUUUGGAUGAAAAUUCAUUAAAAAUAAUUAUUAAUUAAUAGAAAAUCUUUAAAGAAUUGAAUUAUUUCAGUAGGUUUCCUUAUAAAAAUCUAAUACUUGAUUUAGUGAUUCAUGAGAAUAAUUUGGAUAAAAAUUUACUCAAUUAUCUUAGAUAAGAAUUACAAUAAUAUAUAUUUCAAGAAAAUUAAAAUUUGUAAUCUCUAGAUCAAAAAAAUUAACCUACUUUUUAAGUAUAAAGAGAUAAAUCUUUUUGUACUUAAUGUUAGAGAGAAUUAUUUAUAUACUUUUAUGAGGAAGAAUAAUAAAAUUUAUGUUUAAUUUGUUGUAAAAAAAAUGUAAAUCUUAACAAUUCAAAUAUUAAAUAAAAAUAUAGAUUUCAAUGUUUGAACUUCUUGAUAGGUUCAACUUUAUCAAAUUGUAAUAUUGAGUUUUGCUCUAAUUAUACAGGAAAAACUAAAUGUACAAUCAAGGCAGAUUAAUAAUAAAAUUAAAAAAGUAAACUUAAUUAAAAAGGGUUCAUCAAAGCAUCAUAUGAAAAUAAUGGAAAAAAUAAAAUUAUUGAACAAUAAACUUAAAAUAUCAUGGAAUCAUCUGAAGAUGAUAAAUAAAAAAGAAAAAAUAAGAAAUAAGAUAUCUACCAAGGUUAACAAUUUAUAAAACAAAAAAAAAUUUGA